AUGAGUAUCUCCUGGACAACAUCGAACAAUCCUGAUUUCCAAGUUCAAGUAAUGAUCAAGACAUUACGACAAUUGGGGUACGACAAAUUAUCAUCAGAUUUACUCCACGAAUACCGAACACAAGUACAACGAGACAAUGAAAAAGAUAUACCCGUUUUACUUAGUUGGCUUCACAAUGCUUUGCGCACCAAUAACUAUCGUACACUUGAUGAUUACUUAGUUCUGAUUUUGCAAACUGGUCAUGAGGAGUUUAUACAUAUUACAAAUUACAUUGGUGAAGAUCACAAGUCGGUUAUCAAUUCUGUGUUGUAUAUGGUACGGAGGAUGGAUUAUUGUCAUAACCAUAAAAAUGAUGACGAGUUUGCCUACUUAUGGGAUAAAUUGUUGCCAUUGUUGGAUGUGAUUGAUAUCGAUGCCAUUAGUGACUUAUACGAUGCCCUGAUUUUGGAUCAAUUGAAAUACGAGAAUGAAGCAGAGACACUAACUAAUGGGAACUUGCCACUACACAAACUCUUUUUCAACUUACCUGGCGUCGACAAUAAUAUUCAAGAAGUACAAGAUGCCAUAUUUAAAAAAGUGUUUAAAAACUCGCAUCUUAUAUUCAACUCACCAACUCAUGUACCUUCAUUAUCAACAAUUAUUGACCAAUCGGUCAAAUACCAACAAUCACAAUCACCACUAUACCUCCCACCAAGAACCAAACACGAAUCGAGGAAAUCGGCACAGAGUCAAUCACAAACGACAACAAACAAUUUCAAUAUAACAAAACUCCAUUACACUUUAACUGACCAUUUAGACGAAGUGUGGUUUUUGAAAUUUUCACCACUGGGCAAAUACCUUGUUACUGGAUCCCUUGAUGGCCGAUUAAUCUUGUACAAUGUGUAUGACAAUUUUCAACGUAUUAAAAUCAUGGAACCUACAAAUGCAGCCGAUUCAGCAGCGUUUGUGCCAUUUUCAACCAAACCAUCAAGUGGGAAAACGAAAGCAGUGAUUUAUUGUUGCUGGGAUCCAAAAGAGCAGUACUUGGUCAGUUGUUGUUUAGACACGGUGAUUCGUAUAUGGUCUAUUGGUGAUAUUGAUCGCAAACGCAUCACCAGAAGCGAAGCUAAUGCUAGCCAUGAUAUCAAGUUGAUGACAUGUUUCACCUUAGGACGGGAUAUCAAGACUUGGUCGUGUGAGUUUUUACCAUACACAAAGGAAACCUCAAUCACUUCGUCAACACCACAGUUUAUCAUUGGGUCACCAGAUAAAGCAUUAAAAGUGUUUGAUUGUCAUGGGGUGGAGAUUUUUGACUUUUAUGGAAACUUGGAAGAUGAGGAAGAUGAAAAGAGUCAUCACGACAGGAUCCUUGACCCAAACACUUCCGGUGCUACGUCUAGCAGCUCACGUCAUUCUAAUGAUGCCGGAAGCACCACCAAUUAUAACAACAAUGGGGAUACAGCAAUCGACCACGAAGAUAAUACUAAUGACGACAACAACGAUGGGGACGACAGGAAAGAUGAUGUUUCAAUGAAAGAUGUCGAUGCUAAAUCUACAUUUACUGAUAACCCAUUCAAUCGUAUCAAUGAUUUAGCAAUUACCCCCGAUGGAAACUUUCUCAUCACGGCAAAUAAUGACAAGAAACUUCUCUUUUAUCGUAUUCCUGAUGUAUUCAAUGAUUCAUCAACUACAAAGAAACUAGCAUGUAUAAACUUGCGUGGACGACUCACAUCAUGCUCAGUCUCAUCCAAUGGCAAAUACGUUUUGAUCAAUUCGGCUCCCGAGGAGUUGCAAGUUUGGGAUAUAUCUCCCUUAUUGCAUCACAAUCCGCCAAUCUUGUAUCGCAAGUACAUUGGACACAGCCAAAGCACAUACAUUGUCCGAAGCUCAUUUGGAUACUUGAAUGAGGAAACUGGAGAAGAAGAGUUGGUGAUGAGUGGAUCAGAUGAUGGGUUUGUGUAUUUCUGGAAGUUACACACUGGUCAGCUUAUUACUCGCGUCAAGGCGCAUGUUGAUUUAUGCAAUGCCGUUGAUUGGAAUUUACAUGGACUGUUGGUGAGAAACAACGAUUACGGUAAGCUAUGGGGAAGUGUAGGCGAUGACAAGUUGGUCAAGAUAUGGGGUCCAUAA
Lodderomyces parapsilosis is the source of this 2109-nucleotide messenger RNA. Its product is annotated as glucose-induced degradation complex subunit. Bases 1 to 2109 code for a protein of 702 amino acids. The record is from RefSeq and is a predicted model, not a curated record. Gene Ontology annotation, biological process: proteasome-mediated ubiquitin-dependent protein catabolic process. NCBI's taxonomy places the organism in Eukaryota, Fungi, Ascomycota, Pichiomycetes, Serinales, Debaryomycetaceae. Gene Ontology annotation, molecular function: protein binding. Gene Ontology annotation, cellular component: GID complex. The transcript has a single exon.